Messenger RNA from Protopolystoma xenopodis, 378 nucleotides. NCBI's taxonomy places the organism in Eukaryota, Metazoa, Platyhelminthes, Monogenea, Polystomatidea, Polystomatidae. The record is from the annotation of a GenBank genome assembly.
AGUCACAUUGGAUGGUCGCAGCGACUUAAGCAAACAAAUAAGGGAGGAGCGACAGUGAAGCUGACCUCUUCCGUAAAAAUAAGGAUGUUCGUGCCAUCCCGCCUGUUGCCAAGGUUAUGCCAAAUUACACGCCAGAAGAGUGACAUUGUGAAAUGGCAAAAAUACAAAGUCCUCCUUGCUCAUUGGUGUGUAGAACCGGUCACAUUUGCUGAGACAGGCAGGAUCCGCGGUUGGGAGGCCGAUAAUUGGUGGAAGGUUUCAUGUCCUGUUUCCCCCUCGGUAUCCACUUCUCCUGUCAGACGGCCGAGUUCGAGCUGGCACGACGCUAAUCUGUCUUGGCUCUUUCAUCAGAUAAUUAACAGCUCGACCUCAGACUAA